Messenger RNA from Pelobates cultripes (western spadefoot toad), 1741 nucleotides. The record is from the annotation of a GenBank genome assembly. NCBI's taxonomy places the organism in Eukaryota, Metazoa, Chordata, Amphibia, Anura, Pelobatidae.
AUGCGGAUCACACCUGACUCCCCCAACAUACCUGUAGCUAUGAGUUUCCGAGAGUUCCCCACCCAACUACAUGACGAGACAGGAACUACCUACCAUGGUGAUGUCACCGACAUCAAUUUGCAACAUCGAGAGUAUCUCUGCACCACUGUAACAAACCUUAGGCUAGAUAGUGGGCCCACUACAUGGCUGUUAAUUAUAAACAUGUUACCGUUGAAAUACUGUUGCGAACUUGCAAAUCUACUUAUUGUGAGCUUUUUUUUCAUACUCAACUGUUAAAAACAAAAAUAAAGAUUGUAAAAAAACCAAACAAAAACAAAAGUAUAGAAAAGCAACAAUGCUUAAAAGUACCCCAACUACUAGCACACCAACACCAUCUGUCACCACAGUCUUUGAAAAGACUAAGAAAUUUGCAAACUAUAGUGCCAAAGCACAAGGUAUUACAGAGGAAAUAAUGGAAUUUCUUGCCUUCGAUGAACAGCCAUUCUCUGUCGUAGAAGACAUAGGAUUUCGUAAGCUUAUACAACACAUUGAGCCUCAUUACACACUGCCAAGCAGAUGUUAUUUUGCAGAAACCGGUCUACCUGAAAAGUUUGACCGGGUUUCAAAAUGAGCUCAUGACCACAGACAUCCCAGCUCUAAGUUUUACCACUGACAUUUGGAGCUCAGACGUAAGUCCUACUAGAAUGCUCAGCUUAACAGACGCGGAUUUUAAAUUGCAAACAAUUUUGCUUCAGGCACAAGAGUUUGUUUGGGUCACAUACUGCAGCAGCGAUAUCUGAGGCUUUAGUUACCAUGCUUGAAACUUGGCACAUUGACAAGUCUAAAGUACAUCCGAUUGUCUGAGAUAAUGCAUGGAACAUGGUAAAGGCUAUGGAGGACAGUGACCUUAAUAGCAUACUGUGCAUGGCACACACUCUGCAGUUGGCUGUGAAUGAAGGAGUGCUGAGUCAGCAUACCGUAUAUAACCGCAUCAGGGAGAAAAAUUGUGGGUCACUUUAAGCAUUCUCCGCUUGCUUAUUUCCGAUUACAAGCUUUGCAAGUACAGUCUGGCCACCCAAACGAAUGCAGUAAGAUAUAGCCACUCGCUGGAACAGCACGUACUAUAUGUUAGAAAGACUUGAACAAAAGCGAGUCUUAGCUGCGUACAUGGCAGAUUACGAACUGACAGCAACGUUCAGUGCACAUCAGUGUAUGCUAAUUGAAAAUAUUGUCUCUUCUUGCUCCAUUUGAACAGUUAACCAAGGAAAUAAACUCAACUAAUGCAUCUGUUGCUGAAGUUAUUCCCUUGAUUGCAGCACUGAAGCGUCUGCUAGGAAAAGAGGUGCAAACAGACCAUGGCGUCAAAAUAGCUAAAAGCACUCUAUUGGAGGCUGUUAAACGCUUUCAAGACACGGAGUCCAACCCCCUGUACAGCAAUGCAACAGUACGAGAUCCUCAAUUUAAAGAACAUUACUUUGACGUGGAGAAAAAGCAUUGUGCAUGGGAAAUUAUACAGGCACAGUUGAAAGUGAUGGAAGCAUCUGGUGAAAGAGACUUGAUGCACAGCACAGAACAAAGUGUGCCAGAGAAACGGUCACGACGUACAAGUGAUAAGGAGCACAUUCCCUUGCUUUCUGACAUGUUUGACGAGAUUCUACAGGAAAGCAGCACCCCAAUCCACAACAAGUGCAGCUACAAAACAGAUUUCUCGCUGAACUACCCAUCGCCAGAAGUGACAAUCCCCUUGACUACUGGCGCAUGA